Messenger RNA from Diatraea saccharalis (sugarcane borer), 591 nucleotides. Lineage: Eukaryota; Metazoa; Arthropoda; Insecta; Lepidoptera; Crambidae. The record is from the annotation of a GenBank genome assembly.
AUGAAAAAAAUGUCUUAUGAAGAUAAAACUCUUUUAAGACGUACCGUCGAUUAUGAUGCUGAUAUUAUAGAAAGCGUACCUGCCAAUUCUGGUGUAAAGGAAAGAUGCGUCUGGAUGAACGUUAGUGGGUUCGAUUUAUUUAGACAAGUGGGGGUCGACGUAAUGCAUGACGUUUUAGAAGGAGUAGGAAAGUAUAUUGUCGGUCUUGUGCUUACAAAGUACAUAAAGCGAUUUAAGUAUUUUUCUUUGGAAUUACUUAACAGUAGGCUCAACAAUUUCGAAUAUGGCCCCGACAGACGCAAUAAGCCCGUUCAGUUCUCUAUGGUUCACAUUAACAAAGGUAACAUUCGUCUCAGCGCGUCAGAAAUGUUAACUUUUAUAAGAUAUUUUGGAGUUAUUGUAGGGGAUAAAGUUCCUGAAGGUGACAGUUAUUGGCACCUUUACUUAAAACUAAGAGAAAUCUUAGAAUUAGCAAUGGCUUCUUCGGUUUGGCAGGGUCUUGAAGUCUUGAAGCGAAGAUUUAAAACCCAAAUGAUGAUGGGCAAAAGUGGUCCAAGAGCCUCCAUCGAUAAGAAUAAUACCAAUCGAUAG